Molecule: messenger RNA, 435 nt
Organism: Lampris incognitus (smalleye Pacific opah)
Lineage: Eukaryota; Metazoa; Chordata; Actinopteri; Lampriformes; Lampridae
Product: bone morphogenetic protein receptor type-2-like
Exons: 3
Biological process (GO): BMP signaling pathway; cellular response to growth factor stimulus; protein phosphorylation
Cellular component (GO): plasma membrane; signaling receptor complex
Molecular function (GO): ATP binding; transforming growth factor beta receptor activity
Source: RefSeq, a predicted model, not a curated record
GCCCCCCAGCCACUGCAGCGUGAGGAGACCAUCAUCAUCGCCAUGGUAACAGUCGCUGCUGCAGCCAUGCUCAUUAUAGCACUGUUCUUUGGAUACCGCAUGCUGACAGGUAACUAUAAGCAAGGUCUUAAUGAUCCAGACAUGAUGGAGGCAGCGACCACUGAAUCCACUGUAGACCUGGACAACCUGAAACUACUCGAGUUGAUUGGACGUGGUCGUUAUGGCUCUGUGUAUAAAGGGAGUCUUAAUGAGCGGGCGGUAGCCGUUAAGCUGUUCAACUACGCCAACCGUCAGAACUACGUCAACGAGCGCUCCAUCUACCGUCUGCCGUUACUCCCCGAACACGACAACAUCGCCCGUUUCCUGGCUGCAGACGAGAGGAUGACCACCAACGGACAGAUGGAGUACCUGAUAGUGAUGGACUACUACGCACAC